AUGAGUAACAGUUAUAAUAAUUCUGCAUUAUCUGUAAAUCCAGUACUGGGUACAUUUUCUGCUGAUGAUAUUAAUAUUCAACCAUAUUGGCUUGUUGUUCUUCAACUAAUCGUUGUACAAUUUUUCCAACGUGUUUACAAUUAUUUCAGGUACAAUACUUGUUUCACAACACUUGAAAUUGCUGGUUUGAUAAGAAUAUUUCAAAAAUAUCCAACAUCUUUAAGUAUUAAUAGUAACACUAGUAUUACCGCCGAUAAAACUCGUCUUAUUAAGCUUCGUAGUAUGAUUUCUAUCAGUUACUUUGAAGCAAUCACUUGUUUAUCAAUCUUUGGUCAUUCUAUAUGGUAUUGUAUAAUUCAAUCUUCAUGUCUUGGAUCAUCAUCCUUAGCAACAACAUGGAAUUGUUAUAAUGCAUUUGGUUAUCGUUUAUACAAUUAUGUAUUUGUUUCCUAUUGUUCAACAGCAUUAAAUUGUAUUUAUGUUAUAUAUAUGGAAGGAUUUCAACAGAUUAUUACAACUGAUUAUAAACGUGGUAGUUUCCGUUGGAUUAUUUAUUAUGCUUCAUUAAUCAUCAUUGUGAUAACACUUCCUAUUGUUACUUGUAUUUUACUGCCUUUUUUUCUUACUAAUGUCAUACCAAUGUUUGUCAUUUAUAUUUGGAUGUCUACAAUUUAUAUUGGUGUUUCAUCUUAUCUUAUCUUUGCGGGAUUUUUCGUUUAUGAUGAUAUUGAUGAAUUACGAGAGAGAAAAAAACUUUCAAAAGAUGAAGAUCCAAAUGAACAAGCAUGUUGUUCUUUUAUGUUCACUCGAAAAGAAUUACCACAUGUCGCAUUUAGCAUAGUAUUGGCAUUAUUCAUUACAACAUUUCCUAUACUACUAUCAAUCUUUUUUAAUUACUCACAAUUCUUCUAUUAUGGUGAUAGUUAUUUGAGAACGAUUGAAGAUGAUUAUAACACAAGAAAUACUGAUCAAUACUUUAACAUAUUAAAAAAUUCUAUUAAACAAAUUUUGCAUUCAGUUUUAAAUUUUUUAUAA
Molecule: messenger RNA, 1035 nt
Organism: Adineta steineri
Lineage: Eukaryota; Metazoa; Rotifera; Eurotatoria; Adinetida; Adinetidae
Source: the annotation of a GenBank genome assembly